GCUACGAUUCAAGCAAGCCACCUAGGAGUAAAACACGUGGGAUUACCGCGCUCGUCGCUGCUUUGUGCGGCCAUGGGUUUUUCUCGAACCUCGCCGUUCGACUGGACCACAGUCCUACCUUGAGCCCCCGCCUCCGCCACUCUUGUUCGUUUUUCCACGAAUGAAAGUCAAGAAUUCCUAGCAUUCUGUACGCAGGCUUUAAUCACAGUCCUACCUUGAGUCCCCGCCUCCGUCGCUCUAGUUCGCUUUCAGGCGAAACCCGCCGGCGAUGUUACUCCCCUGUCGCAGAACGCCUUGCCUGGUCGCAGCGACAGGCGUCGCGUGCGUCGCAUGGGCGGCGCUUCUUGUCGCACUGCUGGCGGAGGUUGCAUCUGGGGAAGGCGCAGCCGGUGCCGGUACAGGCGGGGGAGGAGGGAUGGCGGCGGGGGGAGGCGAGGCGAGCAGCAGCAACGUGUGGGUGGUGCUGGUGGGAUCCUCGCGCAACUGGUUGAACUAUCGAGACAACACCAACACGCUCGCGCUCUACAGGAGCGUUAGGGAUCUAGGGGUGUCGGACGAGCGCAUCAUCCUCAUGCUAGCAGACAACAUGCCGUGCAACCCGCGCAACCCCCACCCCGGCCGCGUCUUCCACAGCCCCGACCACCGCCUGAACCUCUAUGGCGAGCACGUGGAGGUGGACUAUCGCGGUGCCGAGGUGACAGUGGACGCGUUCCUGCGCCUGCUUACUGGGCGGCACAAUCCGUCUGUUCCUCGCAGCAAGCGGCUGUUAUCGGACGGCAGCAGCCGCAUCCUUAUCUACAUGACUGGCCACGGGGGCGACAAGUUCCUCAAAUUCCAAGACAAGGAGGAGCUGCAGGCACAAGAUCUGGCGGACGCCUUCCACCACAUGCACCAGCAGCAGAGAUACCAUUCUAUUCUGCUCAUGAUCGACACAUGCCAGGCGCAGACCCUGUUCUCUGAGAUCUACUCCCCUGGCAUUGUGUCUGUGGCCAGCAGCGCCAAGGGCGAGAUGUCCUACUCCUACCUGCCUGAUGUCGAUCUGGGGGUGUCGGUGGUGGAUCGCUUCACCUUCCACACGCUGCACUUUCUGCAUCAGAUCAACGCUCGCUCCAACGCCUCCCUUGCCAGUCUGUUCGAGUCCUACGACCCGGCCUUUCUCAUGUCAACUCCUGGAUACAGCAGCGUCAGCUUCCCCGCCCCACUGCACCAGGUGCCCGUCACUGACUACGUCGCCUCAGUCAUGCCUGUCCAGAUAACACCUGCCCCUUACCCUCUCCCCUCCACCGACAUACCCCCUUCCAAACCGAGCGGGGGAGCAAGGGUGGGGGGAGGAGAGGGCUGUACAGCAAAGGGGGGGAGUGAUGGGUGUGGGGAAGAGAGAGGAGAGGGAGGCGGGUGUGAGGAAGGAAAUCAGAGGGAUGGCAACGAAAGGGGUGAAGGCAGAGGGAGAAAGGAAGACAGUGCCGUGUUGCAUUUUGGGAAGCAUAAACCGAAGGUGGUUUCUACGAGUAGCUCCCAAGUGGGCACAUGGGCUCUGGUGGGGCUUUCAGUGCUCACCUUGGCUGGGGCUGCAUGGGGGCCAUGGCAUACCGUGGGCAUAUAGCAUGUAGUUCCUACCUAGCCAAUUGAUUCGAGUGCUUCGUGAUUGGAUUUUGUGAUCACUCACCAGUCUGGCAAAUUUUGCACAAUAUUUUGUACGUGCCUUUGUCUUGCACAAUAUU
Closterium sp. NIES-67 is the source of this 1721-nucleotide messenger RNA. The record is from the annotation of a GenBank genome assembly. NCBI's taxonomy places the organism in Eukaryota, Viridiplantae, Streptophyta, Zygnematophyceae, Desmidiales, Closteriaceae.